Messenger RNA from Eubalaena glacialis (North Atlantic right whale), 3329 nucleotides. It is a transcript of the gene SNX25, whose product is annotated as sorting nexin 25. Gene Ontology annotation, molecular function: phosphatidylinositol binding. Gene Ontology annotation, cellular component: early endosome membrane; intracellular membrane-bounded organelle. The record is from RefSeq and is a predicted model, not a curated record. The coding region runs from base 224 to 3175 and encodes 983 amino acids. Lineage: Eukaryota; Metazoa; Chordata; Mammalia; Artiodactyla; Balaenidae. The transcript has 19 exons.
CCGCGUGGCGGCGCUGAGGUGUCGCCGAGAGGAGCUCGGCGGCGUCUGUUGGAGCCGUUCCCUCGGUGGGCCGCCGGCGAGGGCAUGAGCGCGGACUCCCUCUGCCUCCAGAGCGGCGGGAGCGGCGAGGGGAGGAGGCGCCGCUUGGAGGCCACCGUCCAGGGCAGCGCCGGGGGAGAGCAGGGCGGGAGAUGUGCCUGUCCUUAGCGGCCCAGGAAGCAGCAUGCACCCCGAUGCCACCGACAGCAGCGGCGCCGGCCUCACGGGCGCCCCGGGCGAGCGGCGGCCGGAUUCCCGGGAGGACGCGGCAGCCCCCGGGGGCCCUGGCGGCGGGAGCUGGCGGGCGCCGGUGGCCGUGUCCGCCCUCGUCGCCGUGUCCCUCUGCUUCCUGGGGCCCGGCUGCUGGGAAGCGGGAAGCGCGGGGCCGGGCACCGUCCUGCUCAGGCUCAGCCUGUACCUGGGCUGCGCUGCGGCCGCCUUCCUGCUGGGGACCUUGUUCUCCCUGGUCUGCCGGAGCCCGCGAGCUCCGCCGCCCGACUUCGCCGCCGCCUGGAGACGGCUGGCCGCGGCCGCCCGCCGCCCGCCGGAGAGUCCUGUGUAUGGAAACUCACACGAGUCAGUUCAGUCUAGAAGGGUAGUCAUUUCUCAUAACAUGGACAAAGCUCUGAAAGAAGUGUUUGACUACAGUUACAGAGACUACAUCCUGUCCUGGUAUGGAAGCCUCAGCAGAGACGAGGGACAGCUCUACCACCUGCUUUCCGAGGACUUCUGGGAAGUUGCGAGACAGCUGCGCCACAGGCUGAGCCACGUGGACGUGGUCAGAGUUGUCUGCAAUGAUGUCGUGAGAGCUUUACUCGCUCACUUCUGUGACCUGAAGGCAGCGAACGCCAGACAUGAAGAACAGCCGAGGCCUUUUGUGUUGCAUGCAUUCUUGAGGAACUCAGAUGAUGAAGUAAGAUUUCUACAAACGUGUUCUCGGGUUCUGGUGUUUUGUCUCCUCCCCUCAAAGGAUGUCCAGUCUCUCAGCUUACGCAUAAUGCUCGCAGAAAUUCUCACAGCAAAAGUCUUAAAGCCAGUAGUGGAGUUACUUAGUAAUCCAGAUUACAUUAACCAGAUGUUGCUUGCCCAGUUGGAGCACAGAGAACAGAUGAAUGAACAUCACAAGAGAGCCUACACCUAUGCUCCCUCCUAUGAAGAGUUCAUCAAGCUUAUUAACAGCAACUCUGAUGUUGAGUUCUUGAAGCAACUAAGGUAUCAAAUUGUAGUGGAAAUAAUCCAAGCAACUACAAUUAGCAGCUUCCCCCAGCUGAAGAGGCACAAGGGUAAAGAAACUGCUGCCAUGAAGGCUGAUCUCCUGAGGGCCAGGAACAUGAAAAGGUACAUUAACCAACUGACUGUGGCAAAGAAGCAGUGUGAGAAGAGGAUCAGAAUCCUGGGAGGCCCUGCCUACAACCAGCAAGAGGAUGGGGCCUUGGAUGAGGGGGAAGGGCCUCAAAGCCAGAAGAUUCUUCAUUUCAAAGAUAUCUUGGCCAGUACUUCCUACCGAGAGCACUUUCGAACGUACAUGGAAAGGAUGGACAAGAGAGCUCUGAUGAGCUUUUGGGAGUCUGUGGAAUAUUUAAAGAAUGCUAACAAGAACGAAAUUCCACAAUUAGUUGGUGAAAUUUACCAGAAUUUCUUUGUGGAGAGCAAAGAAAUAUCUGUGGAAAAAUCACUUUACAAAGAAAUCCAGCAGUGUCUUGUAGGAAAUAAAGGAAUUGAAGUGUUCUGCAAAAUCCAGGGAGACGUUUAUGAGACGCUGAAGGAUAGGUAUUACCCUUCAUUUAUUGUCAGUGACCUGUAUGAGAAAUUGAUGAUAAAAGAGGAAGAAAAACAUGUCUCCCAGUUGAUUUCCAACAAGGAUGAAAUGGACCCAGGAGGUGAGGCUGGUGAGGAAUCUGUCGAUGAAGGCACCAGUCGGAUUAAUGAACAAACCAGUUUUGCUGUAAACAAACUACGAGAACUAAAUGAGAAACUUGACUAUAAGAGGCAAGCUCUAAAUUCUAUUCAAAAUGCACCAAAACCUGACAAGAAGAUUGUUUCUAAGUUGAAGGAGGAAAUAAUUCUAAUAGAGAAAGAACGCACAGAACUUCAGCUGCACAUGGCAAGAACAGAUUGGUGGUGUGAGAACCUCGGUAUGUGGAAAGCCUCCAUCACCAGUGGAGAGGUUACAGAAGAGAAUGGUGAACAAAUGCCCUGUUACUUUGUCAUGGUAAGCUUACAAGAAGUUGGAGGAGUUGAAACUAAGAACUGGACAGUCCCCAGAAGGCUCAGUGAGUUUCAGAAUUUACACCGGAAACUUAGUGAGUGUUUCCCUUCUUUAAAAAAAGUCCAGUUGCCUUCUCUUAGCAAGCUGCCUUUCAAAUCUGUAGAUCAAAAGUUUAUGGAAAAGUCAAAGAAUCAAUUAAAUAAGUUUUUACAGAGUCUGCUUUCAGAUGAAAGACUGUGUCAGAGUGAAGCACUUUAUGCCUUUUUGAGCCCUUCUCCUGACUACCUCAAGGUUAUUGACGUGCAGGGGAAAAAAGCCACUUUUUCAUUGUCCUCAUUUCUGGAAAGACUCCCUCGCGACUUCUUCUCCCAUCAGGAGGAGGAGGCAGAGGAGGACAGUGACCUGUCAGAUUAUGGUGAUGACAUGGAUGGAAGGAAAGACUCCUUGGCUGAACCAUGUUUCAUGCUGAUUGGGGAGAUUUUUGAACUUCGAGGAAUGUUUAAAUGGGUGAGAAGAACAUUAAUUGCUCUCGUUCAGGUCACUUUCGGAAGAACCAUCAACAAACAAAUCCGGGACGCAGUGGACUGGGCCGUCAGCGAGCAGAUGGUGGUCUGCUACAUCGGCGCUCUCCGCGAUGCUCUGUGGCCCGCUGGGAAUUUGGCGCCUCCGAACACAAUCCCAAGCGAAGAACAAAGCCAGGAAACAAAGCGGAGAGCACAGCAGAAGCUGCUUGAAAACAUUCCAGAUAUGCUUCAGAGCCUUGUUGGACAGCAAAAUGCCCGUCAUGGUAUAAUAAAAAUAUUCAACGCACUGCAAGAAACGAGAGCCAAUAAGCAUCUGUUAUAUGUGCUGAUGGAACUGCUGCUAAUUGAAUUGUGUCCUGAGCUGAGAACUCAUUUAGAUGAACUUAAAGCUUGUCAGGUUUGAGACUACACAAAUAAACCACCCGAGAAAUGUCUGUAAUAAUAGACAUGAAACAUUUUCCUCUUUUCCACAGAGGGCUUGACUGAGAACCAUACUGAUCUUUUAGUUACCUCCCUCUAGUUUUAUGUGAAUUAAGCAGAACUGGGGGGGGGGGGGG